Larimichthys crocea (large yellow croaker) is the source of this 2260-nucleotide messenger RNA. RefSeq names its product interleukin-1 receptor type 2. Gene Ontology annotation, molecular function: interleukin-1 receptor activity. The record is from RefSeq and is a predicted model, not a curated record. NCBI's taxonomy places the organism in Eukaryota, Metazoa, Chordata, Actinopteri, Sciaenidae. The transcript is spliced from 10 exons. The coding region runs from base 166 to 1422 and encodes 418 amino acids.
AUUUCCAUCUGAGGGGGGUGGGAACCUUGAAAAGAGAGCGAAGGUUCCCCCUGAACUGACAGGAAGCUGACCACAUGCUGCCACAGUCCACGCUGUCACCACAUCUGCCUGUCAUCACCGUCACACUGCCGGGGCCACCGCGCUCACCUGUACACAACUGGCAUCAUGGUCCACUUGGUACUAAUCUUUGCUGUAGUCAUCAUCCAAUAUGUUUAUGGAAGACCUUCAUUACCUCCUCUUCCUAUGAAAGAUGGCUGCUACCUGGUGUCUCCAGAGGUGGAGAUAUUCAGAGUGGAGGGUGAAGCAAUCAUCCUCUCCUUCCCAAUAUUCAUUAGAGUGCUUGAAGUACGCAACAUCGCUCCCCCAGCAGCCAAGUACAUCAUCACCAAGGACAAUGGGACAGACGGUGUGAGCUAUCAGGGCGAGGGGCGAGUCCAGCAGAGUAACAAACAGCUGUGGUUCCUUCCAGCUGAGGCUUCAGACUCUGGGGAAUACAUCUGCACCUACAGAAAUGAAACAUACUGUGUAACUGGGAGUAUCACGCUGCAUGUGUAUGAGUCCAGCUCUGUUGACAUGGAGAAACUGUCCUAUCCGAUGUCAGCCACUGUGGGAAAGAAUGAGAAGUUAACGUGUCCAUCUCUAGAUGACUUCAACAAGACAGACAGCCUGAUAGAGUGGUACAAGGACUCCCGCCCUGCUGGCUUGAAGCUGGGCAGAGGGGGCUCAUUCUGCCGGGAUACAGGUGACCUAAUGAUCCCUGCUGUGAGGCGAUACCAUGCAGGUAUCUACACCUGCCAGCUCAGAGUGCUCAUCAACAGCCAACAGUACAAAGUGAGCAGAGUCAUCCGUCUCCACGUGCAAGGUGUUGACCCUACAAUUGCUACCACUGACCCUGACCCCUCCACGAGCAGCAGCAGCACUGUUCACACUCCAAUAAUUCUACCACCUGUGAUCAUGUCGCCAAACAAUGGAACCAUAUUUGAAAGUUCUCAUGGUUCAGGACUGGAGCUGUUUUGCACGGUGCUCACUGAGUGUGAAAUGGUCGAUUCCACUGUGGUCACAUGGCUGGUCGAUGGCCAAUCGGUGGCGUCAUCAUACCUUGAUGACCGGGCUCUACAGGGGGGAAGGAGGGUAACCAGGGUGUCUGAAAGCUGCCAGAUUGAGAUGAGGCUAAUUUUUGUAUCGGUGACUGAAGAAGAUGUGAAGACAGAGCUGAAGUGUGUCGCUCAGAACCAAGGAGGGAUGCAGGAAGUCAUCGUACAGCUUCAGCUAGAGGACUCUUCGUCUACAUGGCUGGUGGUAGCUGCGGUGGCCGUGUGCUUCUUCCUAACUGUGGUCUCUAUCUUCUUCUACGUACUCUUCAAGCCUAAAAGGAAAAAGAAGAUGGAUUACAUUCUGGCUCGGCAGAGCAGCACCUUCUAACUCUGCUGGUUUAUGCACUCCGUCCACAAACAAAGACCUUUAAUGUGUUUACUGUUACAGUGUGUGUGCUGUUCACAUCAGUGUUUCAUUCAUUGUGCGUGUGAAGUUGUACAGUGAUGUUCAACACUCCUUUUUUAAAUCAGUAGCUGCGUUGAGCUUCAGCGACAUGAAAAUUACACUGGGAAUUUUUGUUACUUUUGAUAUUAUAUGUCUGAUGUGAUAAUUCAAUCUAUUUGGUGUAUUUAUACAGUCACAGCCAUCAAAAUGUUCUUUCAUAUCCUGUUUAAAUGUAAUGUGGAGUCACCAAACAGAGUCUAAGAUUUGGUCAAAUUCAGUAAAGGCUUCUACGAUGGCAACAUCUGUACAUGUGAACUCAUUUUAUUCUUUAUUUAGUUAUUCUGUCUUUAUGUCUGAGAGUCAAAAUACGCUCAGUGCCCACUGCGUUAGGACAGCUCAGCCAUAAAUUCUGCCUUCACACAGAUAAUAAUGUCACUGUCAGAGAGGUAUUAAACUAUAUGUUUAUUAUAAUUGUCAUAGUUUGCAGUGGUCUCAAACUGGAGUUCAAUGUUUUGUCUUCCCCAUUUACAAACGUGAGGGGCUUCAUGGCUUAAUCGCUGUCCUGGAUUGCAUUCGAUUUUACAGGUGGACCACUGGAUGUGUAUAUGUGUGUAUGCAGGUUAUCAAAAACAAUUUGAUAACCUCAUUCAAAAUAAACUACACCCAACUGUCCUGGCACAGGUGGAUUUGUGGGAGUUGUGCAACAAUGUAAACACAACCCAAGAAUAUCUGCUACAGGAAGAAUAAAUCCAUGGUGAAUAAAGUUGUAAUUAUGCUGUUA